AACGAACUACCGUCCCCAUGCUUGACAGUGCCUUUCCUGGGAUCACUUUAGAAGCUUUGGAGGAUGGGUUCCCGAAGGAGCGGCGCGAGCGGGAGCCGGGCGAAUGCUGGGGUCCUGAAGGAACGGGCCAGCAUGUCGUUCAUGCUGGUGGUCAUGUUCUUCGCGGUGUUCGGCUUGAUCGUCCUCACGGAGAUAUUCCUGAUCGACGAGAGGCGUGGCGUGGGCGUAGGUGGCACCGGGGCCCUAGGAGGUCACAGGAGCGGACAUCGAUUGCCGGCUGCGCCCGAUCGUCCGGAUUACGGGGAAAUCGGAGCUGAAGAUUAUAUUGGAUUGAAGGGUAGCUUCGACGAUCAUAUCGGAUUAUUGAUGCGUGGGGAAGAUGGUGGACAGAAGACCGCGAUACAACCGGACCCAAGAGGUUUACCAAGCUUACCACCCAACCUGGAAGCUCGUUUACCACAACUCGAUCAGAGCCUGAGGAUCACGCACGCCGAAUGGUUGCCAGUCACGAAGACUAGAUUCAAAUUCUUUGUAUACUCAGCGUACUUCGACGACAGGGUUGGCGGAACAGGCGCGCCAACAGGUAAAAGUCAGGGAAUGGUUCGUAUAAUAAGCGCAACAAAGACGAGAGGACCAGAGCGUGUUUGGUGUAGACUUUGGUAUCGACCAGAGAACGGAGGGAACAUAACUGCUUCCGUAACUGUGGCCGCUAAAGUGAAGGUGAUCAGAGAAAAUUGGAACUUGAAGUACAGUGCCUGCUUUGUGAUUUGCCCGUUGCCGAAAGAAUCGCCUACGUCCGACAGAGUGCCGGAAACAGUGAGCGUCGUGGCCCGGCUGAAAGCGUCGCCGACGAAUCGUAUCCUCGUGCAGAAUCGGCCCGAGACCAGGAAGAAGGACAAGGAACUGUUGGCCGUUUGCGUGAAACCCCUGCAUUACGAUUACAACAGAAUGUUGCAGCUAAUAGAGUUUAUCGAGCUACACAGGCUGCUUGGCGCUAGCCACGUAACUCUAUACAACGACACGGUUGGCACAGAGGCCGGAUGCGCUCUCAAGUACUACGAAGCUAAAGGCCUCGUGACCGUGUUACCUUGGCAUCAUUUAGACAUGAUCUCGCAACGAGAGAUUCGCACGGAGGGAUUAUUCGCCGCUCUGAACGAUUGCCUUUAUCGAUCUAUGUACAAAUACGAAUACGUGGCGUUGGUGGACCUCGACGAGUUUAUUAUACCGAGGCACAACGACACGAUCAUUGAUCUCAUCAGGUGGAUGAGCAGUCGUAUAAAUACGAAAUCCACCGGAGCGUAUUCCUUUCAGAACGCGUUCUUCUAUCUGCAAUGGGCGGACGAUCCUUUCGUGGUGACCAGCCGGACGCCGAUAGAGGCUGGCCUGAUCACUCUGAGGAAAACCAGGCGCCGAACGAAACUUCAUCCGCACAAGCAGCGCUCGAAAUACGUUUGCAAGCCGCAGGACGUUGUCGAGGCUGGCAAUCACUUUGUCUGGGAGUUUAUCCCGGGACACGGGACGCUGAACGUUCCAUCGGACGCCGCGAUUCUCCACCACUAUCGGGUCUGCGAGUUCGGCGGCGACGAUUGUAUAAAGACGCAGUCGGUGGUGGACAGAACGGCCUACAAAUACAAGGAGAGGCUAGCGGUGAACGUUGGCAGAGCCUGGACAGACCUAAGCGCCGAUUGUUCGUUGCCGAAGUUGGAGCCGGUGCCGGCGGUGACGCCGCGGAUAAAAGCGAGCCCGGUGUUGAAGUCGGUCAGGUAGCGAAAGACCAUCGUCGAGACGCUUUGGGAUAUUGGUAAUUUCACUGGUACGCCCAAGGUAGCGAGAACAUAUUUCUACAACUACGGUGGCCCGUAGUGGCUCUCCCGCCUCCUCUUGCUGUUUUGAACUUCGGAGGAGAAAGGGACACACACACAUGACACACGUUUUUUCUACCUUUCGCGGUCCACGCCUAAUAGAUCUCGUCUACGGGAAACCACGGAGAGAGAAAACGGCGAGCCAAAACGACGAGAAAAGUAAAGUGUGCCCAGCACUGUGCCGAAGGAAGGCGCGAAGACGCUCAUUGAAAAAGCUAACGAAUAAUAUUUUUCUACGUGAGAAAGACUCACGAUCGGCCGGGGAAGUAUGUAUGUAUGUAACUGUACACAGUAAGCGACGAAACGAACGCUUUCCCGAACGAUCCUGUAUCUCUUACGCUAUGGUGCUUCUUUCACGAUUUUAUACGGUAUUGUAUUUAUGUACGAGUUUCCUUUUUUCCUUUUUUUUCUCUUUUUUUUCUUUUUUGGUUCGAAUCGGAGGGGCCGAUUUACGCGAGGUCGAACUAUUGUAGCAUUAGGAAGAACGUAAGAGGUUCUUAUCACGCAGGGCCUACGUUUUCGGUCUACAUUGUCGGCUAUAAUGUAAGAUAAAUCUGAUAUUACAUUGUUGUCUCGUUGAUCUCGUUUUUCCUUUACGACACCUAUAAAUCCGCACAACGUAAUAAAGAAAAACGUACGCAUAUCCAUAGGAUCAAUACCUUAGUCGUAGUUUAUUGUAUGUAUAAUAUGUAUCUAGGACAUCUAGUAUUUAAUCUGAUAGCGAACGCGUAGCGAUGCGAAAGAUGUUUUUAAAAUGCCGAUUUACACGUAGCCGAUUUAUAUAUUCGAUCGGUUAUAUUUGCAAGAUUUAUUUACGAGGAACUGGUUUCUUGUUCAGAGGAAGAAUUCGUUUGUCUUUUUUUUCUUCUUUUUUUUUUUUUUUUUUUUUUUUUUUUUUUUUUUUUUUUAUCAGGGAUUGACAUUAGUUGCCUUUAACAAUUGUAUUCGUUGUUUCGCGAAUAUAUAUAUAUAUAUUUUUUUAUUAAACCCCUAAAGGCGAUCUCGGAGCUGUUAUACAAUAGCAGCUACGUUUCAAGAGGAACAUGAUUGUUAAUCGUGCUCGGAAUGCCAACAAAUGAGAGAGCAUCACGAUAUAAUAUCAGCUAGAUAGGAACUACAGAUUCGAGCGUUAUGACAAUGAACAUUGCAAACUGUUUCUAUUUCUUUUAUAAUGUCACAUUUUUUACGCGCACAUACAUUUAUGUAUAUAUGUGUAUACACUGAGGUGUACGUGCAUUUACGUACACGCAGCAUGUAGGAUAGGUGAAAUACGUACAUGUGAUCGGUGCUAAGCCACAGUCAACAUGCCGUUUGGUCGUGUUGAAGAAGUUAAUAAAUAUUAUACGACGACAA
This is a messenger RNA of Frieseomelitta varia, 3215 nucleotides long. RefSeq lists its product as uncharacterized. NCBI's taxonomy places the organism in Eukaryota, Metazoa, Arthropoda, Insecta, Hymenoptera, Apidae. Bases 64 to 1767 code for a protein of 567 amino acids. The record is from RefSeq and is a predicted model, not a curated record. The transcript is spliced from 7 exons.